CUACCAUUUCUCUCUUCUAAUUAGUGACUCAAUUUUGACAAAAGGCCAAAAAAAAAAAGCUAAAGAGAAGACAAGCCAUGGCUACUCUUAGAAUUCCAAGAAAAUACCAAUCUUUGAUCAUUCUUUUUCAGUUCUUUCUGUUAAUACAAAUCCAAUUAGUUUUGUGUUAUCAAUACAAAGUUGGAGAUUUAAAUGCUUGGAAUAUACCCUCUUCUGCAAAUAAAGAUGUCUAUCUCAAAUGGUCCAAGAAUCACCUCUUCAAGCUUGGAGAUUCAUUGUUGUUUUUGUACCCACCAAGUGAAGAUUCAGUAAUACAGGUGACAAAACAGAAUUACAACAGUUGCAACCUUAAAAAUCCAAUCUUGUACAUGAACAAUGGGAAUUCUCUGUUUAACAUUACAAGACCUGGGGAGUUUUACUUUACAAGUGGAGCAGAAGGGCAUUGUGAGAAGUUGCAGAAACUUCAUAUUUCAAUUGGAGGAGGAAAUGGAACAAGUUAUGAUGAAGCAGAUUCACCUGCUUUAGCUCCAUCACCUUCUUACACUAAUGUUUUUGGUUCAAUUCCUGUCCAAUCUUCUAAUUCAACCUCUGCUUCAUCUUCUGGGAAAGUGGAAAUGUCUGUUUUUGCUGCUGUUGGGUUGCUCUUUCUUUCUCUGUUUAUAGGAAGCACUAUUCUUUAGAAAACAGGACAGGGCAUUUUGGAUUUUGGAGAUUCCACUCAUAUCUUUUUGUGUAUUGAGGCAUUAUUUAUUUAUACUUUUCAUGUUGUUAAAUUUGUGAAAGAGUUCAUUCAUGAUGAUUAU
This is a messenger RNA of Solanum stenotomum, 803 nucleotides long. Its product is annotated as stellacyanin. The transcript is spliced from 2 exons. Gene Ontology annotation, cellular component: plasma membrane. The coding region runs from base 78 to 680 and encodes 200 amino acids. Lineage: Eukaryota; Viridiplantae; Streptophyta; Magnoliopsida; Solanales; Solanaceae. Gene Ontology annotation, molecular function: electron transfer activity. The record is from RefSeq and is a predicted model, not a curated record.